UCCAUUUCUUUUGGAUCACUUGACUUACUCUUGUUUUCUCUCUACCUUGCCUCGACUUAAGUCGACAAUUAACUUCACUCACUUGAACUUCAACUUUCAACUCAACUCACAAAACUUCUUAAACGGAAUCAAAUCAACUCGAAUCGAAUCACUUACUAUCAAUUCAUCAAAAUCAUUGAUCAUCCAUCUGAUUUUUCCAUUAGAUUAGAAAGAUAUAAAAUAUAAAAAUGGGUUCAAUUAAAUUACCAAAUUCACGCCGGUUUUGGAUACCAAUCAUUUUACUUUCAAUCUUUGUGAUGUUUUUCUGGAGACACAUAAUCUUAUUAGGUCAAAUCUUAUCAGUUUACCCACUUUGGGCGAUUUCAUCAAGUUCACUUUCACUCACUUUAGCUGGUGAUGGACUUGAUACUAGUUUUGAAUUGUAUCCCAUCGAACAAUGGAGUGUAAGAUGGCCACCCAAGAAUCAUUCAAAUCAAACUCUACCUUUAGAAGCCAAUUCAUCAUUAUUAAGAUUAAAAGAUGGCAGUUUAGCUAGAUUACCACAUGAUCGAUAUGGUGGUUCCAAUUAUGAUCAACCUGAUUCGACCGACUUAGUUCCUCCUAUCUUACAUCAUAUCUUAUUGGGUAUGGAUCGUAAAACUAUGCCAGUUGCUUGGGAAACUUCUAGGAAUAGUUGUUUAGCUCUUCAUCCCGAAUCAGCAAACUAUACCCAUCACUUUUGGGAUGAUGCAUCGGCACUUCAAUUCAUGACCACCCAUUACCCAUUCUUCUUGAACGACUUUUUAUCAUACCGACACAACAUUCAAAGAGCCGAUGCCCUUCGUUACUUUGUUCUUCAUCACUAUGGUGGUAUCUUUCUAGACCUCGAUUUAGAAUGUAGAAGAUCAUUAGGACCACUACGAAGGUUUCCAAUCGUCAACAUCAAUGCAUUUCCAGUUGGUGUUUCAAAUGGGUUUAUGAUGGCAGAAGCGGGUCAUCCAUUCUUGGCUCAACUGGUUCGAAAUUUAAAACGAUAUGAUCGAUCUUGGUUCGGGAUUCCUUAUGCGGAUAUCAUGUUUUCGACUGGUCCAAUGUUUUUAUCAUCUGAACAUUUAAGAUUUUCAUCUAAACUUAGAUCUCAUGAUUUAAGAAUUCUAGGUGGAGCUGAACAAAGAUUGAGUGGAAAAGUCGUGACACCUUUAUUCCGACAUUUAGGAUCCUCAUCUUGGCAUGGACAGGAUGCUCAUCUAACCUUGAUGAUCAAAGAUGCCAUCUUUCAUCCGAUUGUGGCAGUUGGUUUACUUGGUUUAUUGGCGGGUGCAGCCUUAGUUGGAUCAUGGUGGACAUUAUCAAGAUUAUUAGCCAGAAGAGGAUUUAUGAUCAUCAGGCCAGGUUCAACUUAUUAUGCACUUGAAAUUCGAUCGGGAUCACGUAGCAGAAGACAAGAGUUUUCACAAAGAUUUGUACUUUGGAGAUUAGGAUUAGCUAGAAGAGCAUCUGAACUUUCAUCAUCUACUUCAUCUACUAAUUCAUCGAAUGAAUAUCUACAUUUAAGUAAUACAGACGAUGAGAUCGAAGCCAUCGAAUUAGGUUUAUCUACCACUAGUAAUGGAAACACUACAGAUGAUGAAAAUGAAAUAUGGGAAAAGAAAAAGAAGUCAACGAACCGAAAAGUGACACCGAUGGUCACCGUCACACCGGCUUCAGAUGAAUUGAAUGAUAUUUUGUUUGAUGCUUCUAGAGAUCAUCUUACUCCUACUCAUCAUUCAUAUCCUUUGAACUUGAAUCGAUCUCAAUCCCCUCCUCCACCUCAAUACCGUUGAUUUUCUUGGUUUUCUUGAUUUUCUUGUGUGUUUUUUCGUUGACUUUAAUCCUUUUUUUUAUUUGAAAAAUCUAUGAAUAUAUUUUAUCUUCCUUUUUUCUAUUUUUCUUGUGAUUUAUUUGUUUAUUGGUUUGAUACAUAUACAUAUAUAUAGAUUUCUUGUCGUUUUCUUCGUUUUCACCUUCUUUUCCUUUUUCGUUUUCUCAAUAUAGAAACAUUAAAGGAUUUUUUCUUCAUCUGUUUUUACCAACCUUUUUUUUUCUUUUCUUCAAUAAUCUUCUCUUGGAUUUGUGUUUAUAUAUAUAUAAAGCGACCUUUUUGUUCGUUUACUUUUUUUCUUCCUACUAUUUAAUCUCUUUCAAAACAAUUUUUUUUUUCUUCUUGUUGUAUCACUUCGCACUUUUUCUUUCUUAUUUUUUUGUAAGAAGAGUAAAAGAACAUAUGAAAGAGGAAUUUUAAAAAGAUAUUUUUAUUG
Melampsora larici-populina 98AG31 is the source of this 2276-nucleotide messenger RNA. RefSeq names its product family 32 glycosyltransferase. Gene Ontology annotation, biological process: mannosyl-inositol phosphorylceramide biosynthetic process. Gene Ontology annotation, molecular function: mannosyltransferase activity. The transcript has 2 exons. The coding region runs from base 228 to 1802 and encodes 524 amino acids. Lineage: Eukaryota; Fungi; Basidiomycota; Pucciniomycetes; Pucciniales; Melampsoraceae. The record is from RefSeq and is a predicted model, not a curated record.